UUCUGCGUUUGGACAGUCCCGUGCAUAUAUCGACGGAGAUCUCACCAUGUCGGAUGCACUUGAGCUUCCUGAGUAUCUCCAGGAGUUCGCCACCCCACGUUCCUGGCUACUACGUCCCAUCCGUGUUGCUAUAAGAAGGGAGACAUAAUUCUUUUCCCUUAUCGGCUACUACGUGUCCUCAUCCACAUGUAUACGAUUUCCUUGCUCGUAUUUCUCGCGUUUGUAGUGAUCUUGCUCCACCGUCGCUUCCGCCCCCACCACAAUCGAGGUUCUCUGCCUUUGCCUCCGGGACCGAAGGGCCUUCCCCUCAUAGGAAAUCUUUGGGAUAUUCCCGCUGAGUAUCCGUGGCUCACUUAUGCUAAAUGGUCGGCUUCCUAUGGCGACGUCAUAUAUCUGGAUACUCCUGGCAGUCCAACUAUUGUCCUCAACUCAGCACAAGCAACCACGGAACUCCUGGAAAAGCGCUCUGGAAACUACUCGGAUAGACCUGAUAUGCAUAUGCUGUUCCUGGCGGGAUGGAAUUUCAGCUUCGCUUUUAUGCGAUAUUCGGACUGGUGGAGAUUGCAUCGGAGGGUGUUCCAUCAAUAUUUUCAGCCUCGUGCUCUUCCAUCUUAUUAUCCAGUACAAUUGAAGGCUACGUCGGUCUUGCUACGACAAUUGCUACAGUCUUCCGACAAUUUCUUCCAGCAUGUUCGUCAUCACGCGGGCUCAAUUAUCAUGAAAACCGUUUAUGGCUACGAUGUCGAACCAGAUGAUGAUCCUUUCGUGAAUCUGGUAGAUCAGGCUAUGACCAGCAUUCGCCUCAGUUUGACUUACGGGGUAUUUCUCGUCGACCUCCUUCCCAUACUUAAAAAUAUACCUGAUUGGUUUCCUGGCGCCAAAUUCAAGAAGCUUGCGCGAAGAUGGAGGAAGAACGUUGAAGACAUGAGAGAGGAGCCUUUUAGAUAUACGGCGGAAUCAGUCGCCAAGGGUACUGCGUCGCCAUCAUUUGUCUCUGAAAAUCUCAAGAACAUGAAACAAAACGGAGCCUCCGAAUCAGAGACGUACCUGGAAGUCCUCAAGAAUGCGUCUGGGGUGGCUUUUGGUGCGGGUGCCGACACUACGGUUUCAACAGUUCUUUCUGCAAUCCUUGCAUUCGUGCUUUAUCCAGAGGUCCUGGCCAAAGCCCAAGCAGAGCUGGAUGAUGUGGUGGGCCAGUGCCGAUUGCCAAACUUUGAUGAUCGCCCACGACUGCCAUAUAUCGACGCUAUUCUAACAGAGGCGCUAAGAUGGAAUCCUGUUGUACCCAUGGGUGUUGCCCACCGUAGCAUGAAAGACGACAUAUACAAGGGCUAUUUCAUUCCUGGCGGCGCGACGGUCAUUGGAAAUACUUGGGCGAUCCUCCAUGACGAGAAAGAGUAUCCGAACCCUUUGGUGUUUAACCCUGACCGUUUCAUGAAAAAGGACGGCCAACAAUUGCCCCCCGACUCGACGAUUGCGUUUGGUUUUGGAAGACGCAUAUGUCCUGGACGACAUCUAGCUUCGAAUACCGCCUGGAUUGCCAUCGCGUCUAUUGCAUCCACACUGUCCCUUUCAAAGGCCGUGGACUCUGAUGGGCACGUCAUUGAACCUAGCGACACGUUCACUGGUGAAUCUUUGAGCUUCCCCUUGCCUUUCAAAUGUGUGUUCAAGGCGCGUUCUACCCAGGCGCAGGCACUGAUAGACCCGGAACGGUGUUGAACGGGAAAUGGAAAGCCUGGAAAUUUUCGAAUAGCGACCUCACGAUGAUCGCCGAUCGUAUAACGUGGUAUUAUCUUACCGGCGGUUGUUAACCAGAAUUGCUUCUUGUCCUUUACCACCAUCAUCUAU
Messenger RNA from Desarmillaria tabescens, 1848 nucleotides. RefSeq names its product cytochrome P450. The coding region runs from base 187 to 1719 and encodes 510 amino acids. Lineage: Eukaryota; Fungi; Basidiomycota; Agaricomycetes; Agaricales; Physalacriaceae. Gene Ontology annotation, molecular function: monooxygenase activity; heme binding; iron ion binding. The record is from RefSeq and is a predicted model, not a curated record. The transcript has 13 exons.